AUGCUAUGUUCUCAAGCCUGGUUUCGAUACUCAAUUCUGGUCCGCCGUCGUCGGCCAUAUAGAACCUCCGUCCACCACUUCUGUUCACCGCCACGGCCAACAACCAUGGGCAAGGCUUCCAAUUCAGAGCCCAAGUCCAGCCCAGCCUACUCCAAGGACGAAGCCUAUCUCCAAACCGUCAUCCCCAAACGCAUCGCCCUCUUCGAAUCCAUCAAAUCCCAUCAACUCUCCCAUCUGCAAUCCCUGUCACAUGAUGCGAUCAAGAUUACUUUACCGGAUGGGACGGUGAAGGAAGGAAAGAAGUGGAUAUCAACUCCGUUUGAUAUAGCGAAGGAGAUAUCGAAGAGUUUGGCGACGAAUGCUUUGAUUUCUUCGGUGAAUGGAGUACUCUGGGACAUGUGGAGGCCUUUGGAAAGCGACAGUGAGCUCAAAUUGUUCACGUUUGAUAGUGAUGAGGGCCGCGAUACCUUUUGGCACUCAAGUGCCCACAUUCUUGGGCAGUCAGUUGAGGUGACUUACGGAUGCAAAUUGUGCAUUGGGCCGUGCACUACAAGGGGGGAGGGUUUUUAUUAUGAUGCAUUUUAUGGUGAACUGGGCUUAAAUGAGGAUCACUUUGAACAGAUGGAGUCGGCAGCAAAGAAAGCUGUUGCGGAAAAACAGCCUUUUGAGCGCAUUGAAGUUUCAAGGGAACAGGCUCUUGAGAUGUUUGCUGAAAAUAAAUUCAAGGUUGAGAUUAUUAAUGAAUUACCUGAAGACAAAACUAUCACAGUCUACAGAUGUGGCCCCUUGGUGGAUUUGUGCCGUGGACCUCAUAUACCUAAUACAUCUUUUGUGAAAGCAUUUGCUUGUUUAAAGGCUUCAUCAGCAUAUUGGAGGGGAAAUAAAGACCGUGAAAGCUUACAAAGAGUUUAUGGGAUAUCUUAUCCAGAUCAAAAACGUUUGAAGGAAUAUAUUGCUCUGCUGGAAGAAGCAAAAAAAUAUGAUCACAGAGAAUUGGGUAAGAAGCAGGAGCUUUUCUUUUUCCACCCACUUAGCCCAGGAAGUUGUUUUUUCCUUCCGCAUGGUACUCGAGUUUGCAAUAAGUUGAGAACUUUUAUCCGAAGUCAGUACCGGGAGAGAGGAUACGAAGAGGUUGAGACUCCCAAUAUGUAUAACAUGAAACUGUGGGAAACCUCUGGUCAUGUUGCUAAUUACAAGGAGAAUAUGUUUUUAUUUGAGAUUGAAAAACAAGAGUUUGGACUCAAGCCAAUGAACUGUCCAGGCCAUUGUUUAAUGUUUGAUCAUAAAGUUCGUUCAUACAGAGAACUUCCACUUCGCCUUGCCGAUUUUGGAGUCUUGCAUCGGAAUGAGGCCAGUGGUGCACUUACUGGGUUAACUCGUGUAAGAAGAUUUCAGCAGGAUGAUGCUCAUAUUUUCUGCAGGGAGUCCCAGAUAAAAGAUGAAGUCAAGGGUGUGUUGGAAUUCAUUAAUUACGUUUAUAAUAUAUUUGGGUUCACCUUUGACCUGAAGCUAUCAACGAGGCCAGAGAAAUAUCUUGGAGACUUGGCAACAUGGGAAAAGGCUGAAGCUGCUCUUACGGAAGCGUUGAAUGAGUUUGGGAAGCCAUGGCAGAUUAACGAAGGUGAUGGGGCAUUUUAUGGGCCAAAGAUUGAUAUCAGUGUUUCUGAUGCAAUGAAAAGGAAAUUCCAGUGUGCAACAUUGCAGCUGGACUUCCAACUUCCUGCUCGUUUCGACUUAACUUAUUCAGCAGAAGAUGAAAGUAAGAGGGAGAGACCUGUUAUGAUACACAGAGCCAUACUAGGAUCUGUUGAACGCAUGUUUGCUAUACUUUUGGAGCACUACAAGGGGAAAUGGCCUUUCUGGCUUAGUCCACGUCAGGCAAUUGUUUGCCCUGUGUCUGACAAAUCACAAAAAUAUGCAGAAAAGGUACAGGAACAAAUUUAUAAUGCUGGUUAUCAUGUCGAUAUUGAUGCAACUGAUAGAACAAUGCAGAAAAAGAUACGAGAAGCUCAAGUGGCUCAAUACAACUAUAUUUUGGUUGUUGGUGAGGAAGAAGCCAACACUGGACAGGUAAGUGUACGUGUCAGAGACCAGACAAAUCAUUCAGUUAUGAGCAUUGAUGACCUGGUUACACACUUCAGCAAAGAAAUUGCUGCUUUUCAUUAGCUGUGAGCUUGUUUUAACAGGUUAGGAUGGUUAAUUAUGGAAUUAAUUUAUUGAACCACAUUGAAUGUGUAUGAUGUCUUUCCGUUCACUUUAUUCUUUUUCUUGAAGACGAUCGAUUAGAUUUUUCGUUUUUUAUUCUAAUGUACAGUCGGGUGAUUUAGCAAUUAGUAUCAAUUUUUUCUCAUCUUUCUUGUGAAUGAGACAUGGUAGUUUUAGCAUGCUUUUAUGAGACAUCGAUUGAUCAGGCUUUACUGGAUUUAUGCACAGAAAACUGUUUUGGGGCAUUCAAAGUUGAUGCUAGAUGUCCAGGAAACUUGUGUGACAGUAAGAGUGCUGGGUACUUUAGGCUAUUUUGACCCACCACCGGUAAUCAUCGGUAUAAAUCUUUCUUAGUAGAUGGAACAACUUUGACACGUACUGUCUCACCAGGUAUUGGAUAAGCAGUCAAAGAAGCUACUGCUACAGUAACUUAAAUAAACAUGUUUUGUUUCAAUUCAAUGCAUCCAGGGAAGAGAAAUAGGAUCCUUGCAAAAUGAUGUUUGUGAAUUCUGAGGAGUUGUACUUGAUCUUUUGACCGUAAGGAGAGCUGUGGACCUCAAUCAAAGAGAUUUCGAUAUAUCAUUGAAGGAAGAAAUAUUUCUUUACCGAUUGUAAUGAUAUUAUUAAAAUUAUAUAUGUUUUUUUAUUGCUUGCACCUAACAGGAGGAGGAGAGAUCCUUAAUUACUGAUAUCGAGAAAGCAAGGACACUGUGGACAUGUUUGGUUCAUGGGUUUUAUAGAGUAGAUUUUGUCAAAAUAAUUCAAUACAUUAUCUUAUUUUUUGUUUGUUUGCAGAAUUCAAGUCCAGGAUUUGAAUCCCAGGCCCGCAAGUAAAACCCAACAAAUCCAUGAGGUGGAUGGGUUUAAGCAAUUUCUAGCAAAUAUAUUUAUUAAUUUGUGGGUCUCAUGUAUAUUUCUGUCAUUUACUAAACAUGGGAUUAGAUAUGGUACACUGAUUGUUCAAUCCCAUGAACAAAACUUAAAAGAGUUGAGUUUGGAAGUGUUUCAUAAAUCCAAUUCAAUUCCUAUCUUUAAAAUCAUCAAAACAACCCCCAUGA
Ilex paraguariensis (yerba mate) is the source of this 3263-nucleotide messenger RNA. NCBI's taxonomy places the organism in Eukaryota, Viridiplantae, Streptophyta, Magnoliopsida, Aquifoliales, Aquifoliaceae. The record is from the annotation of a GenBank genome assembly.